GUUGAGGUGAGCGCGUGAGCUGAGCUGCGUCCCCACGUGCUGUGCGCGUCGCAGUGGGGAGGGGUCCAAAGCGAAAGGCGGUGCGGGGAGCGUCGCCUCGCCCGGCGGAGCCGCGCGUAAUGCUGUGCGGGCUCCGCGGAGGAGGAUGCUGGAUCAUGAAGCGGCGGCCGACGUGCGGCUGGUCCAGCAGAUCGGCGCGAGCAUGAAGAUCCAGGGCGGCGGCGGCGGCGAGCACGUCGGUUGCAGCAAGGUCGGAGACGGCCAGGUCGUGUGCUUGCAAUGCCAGGAUGAGGUGGUGCGGGUCUGCCCGGGCAGCCCGCGCAGUCCCCGCCGCGCCUUCACCACGCGCCUCUCCUCCGGGUCCGCAGACCGUGAACCCAGCAGCAGCAGCUACAACGUGUCUUCAGGAACAUUUUACAGCUGCGUCAGUCAGAUCACCAUCGGGUUUGACCUUGGGGGUCAGGUGGCGAUUGGCUUUACCCAUUGGAAGAGUCCCGUCCAAUCGAGCAGCCGGAAUCUCCACAGUCCGGAUGGCGUUCGCUCCGAGGCUUCGGCGGCCCCACCCAUCGGCGAGCAUGCGGAGCCGAUGUCCUGCCCGGCGUCGCUCUCCGUCAACCCGCUGCCCACCUGCAGCGCCAGUCAGGAGACGCUGUGCGACAGCAGCACAAAUGUGAGUUUAUCUCUACAUGGAUCUGAGCCCAAGCAGCAGAGCCCGCACCGACACAGAGAGCUGCAGCGGCCCUCGGCCUCUGGCUACCAGCCAGCCGGCAGACCCCUUGCUUUCCGGUACCGAGAGAGGGACGGCGUCAUGGAGGAGUCGUCGGCCGAAACCCUGGACUCCAGCACUCAGGGCGACGUGCCUCCACUGGCCGUGAAGGACGUCCAGGUGGUGCUGCAGAAAGAAAGGUCAGACGGCAUCAGCACCCCGUCCAGAGACGACGACUCCACCCUCCAGAACCCGGGAACUCACAGCAGCAUCCUGGAUGACACCAGCAAGUCGCAGUCAGCCGUCCCGCAGAGGAGGAACAAAUCGACUGGUCUUUGCUUCGGCGACGGAAAAAGUCUCAUAGACUACAUCCUGGUUUACAGGAAGUCCAGCUCCCAGUCCGAGAAGAGGGAGAUGUUUGAAAGGAACAUCCGCGCCGAGGGGCUACACAUGGAAAAGGAGGCCUCUUUAACAAACAGCGAUGUGAUCUUCCUGAAGCUGCAUGCGCCGUGGGAUGUUCUCUGCCGCUAUGCGGAGCUGAUGAACAUCCGCAUGCCAUUCAGGAGGAAGGUCUUUUACAUGCACAGACGACACAAGUUUUUGAGCAGGAUGGAGAAGCGCAUCAACAAGUUUCGGGGAUGGCUCCCCCGCAAGCCUAUGAAGUUUGACAACGACACUCUGCCCUACUUGGAGGAGAACGAAAGCUUCACGGCUCCCUUCAGUCGAUCGAGGAUCCAUCAUUUCAUCAUCCACAACAAAGACACGUUUUUCAACAACGCCACCAGAAGCCGGGUCGUCCACCACAUCCUUCAACGGGUCAAAUAUGAGGAGGGGAAAAACAAGAUGGGACUGAAUCGUCUUCUGACCAACAACUCGUACGAGGCAGCAUUCCCUAUUCACGAGGGUAGCUACCACAGCAAAAACUCCAUCCGGACCCACGGAGCAGAGAACCAGAGGCACCUCCUGUAUGAAUGCUGGGCCUGGUGGGGGGUCUGGUACAAGUACCAGCCGCUGGACCUCAUCAGGAGGUAUUUUGGCGAGAAGAUCGGUCUUUACUUCGCUUGGCUCGGCUGGUACACGGGGAUGCUGUUCCCUGCGGCCGUGGUCGGGCUCUUUGUGUUUCUCUACGGGGUUUUCACACUGGAGCACUGCUCGGUCAGUAAAGAAAUCUGCCAGGCCACCGACACCAUCAUGUGUCCCAUAUGCGACCAGUACUGCCCCUACCUGAGGCUGUCAGACAGCUGCAUCUACGCAAAGGUCACCCAUCUCUUUGACAAUGGAGCGACUGUUUUCUUUGCCGUAUUCAUGGCGGUGUGGGCAACAGUCUUCCUGGAGUUCUGGAAAAGACGAAGAGCUGUCUUGGCGUACGACUGGGACCUCAUAGACUGGGAGGAGGAAGAGGAUGAAAUCAGACCCCAGUUUGAGGCCAAAUACUCCAAGAAGGAGCGGAUGAACCCCAUAUCUGGAAAGCCCGAGCCCUACCAGGCCUUCACCGACAAGUACAGCCGCCUUCUCGUCUCGUCGUCUGGAAUAUUCUUCAUGAUACUGGUGGUGAUCGCAGCCGUGUUUGGCAUCGUGAUCUACCGCGUGAUCACGGUCAGCACCUUCGCCGCCUUCGGCUGGGCGCUCAUCAGGAACAACUCUCAGGUGGCAACUACAGGCACGGCAGUCUGCAUCAACUUCUGCGUCAUCAUGCUCCUCAACGUGCUUUAUGAAAAAGUUGCCCUUUUCCUCACAAAUUUAGAGCAGCCAAGGACGGAGUCAGAGUGGGAGAACAGUUUCACCUUCAAGAUGUUCCUCUUUCAGUUCGUCAAUCUCAACAGCUCGACUUUCUACAUCGCCUUCUUUUUGGGAAGAUUCACUGGUCGGCCAGGCGCAUAUCUACGCCUCAUCAAUCGCUGGAAGCUGGAGGAAUGCCAUCCCAGUGGCUGCCUGAUUGACCUCUGCAUGCAGAUGGGCAUCAUUAUGGUACUGAAACAGACGUGGAACAACUUCAUGGAGCUCGGCUACCCGCUCAUCCAGAACUGGUGGACUCGACAGAGGUUAAAGAGAGAGCACGGCCACAUCCCCAAGGCCAGCCUCCCCCAGUGGGAGCGGGACUACAACCUGCAGUCAAUGAACGCAUACGGACUGUUUGAUGAAUACCUGAAGAUGAUUUUGCAGUUCGGCUUCACCACCAUCUUCGUGGCCGCGUUUCCUUUGGCUCCUCUCUUGGCGCUGAUCAACAACAUCAUCGAGAUCCGUUUAGACGCCUACAAGUUCGUCACCCAGUGGCGGCGACCUCUUCCAUCACAAGCCAAAGACAUUGGAAUCUGGUAUGGCAUUCUGGAGGGUAUCGGCAUCUUGUCUGUCAUCACCAACGCCUUUGUCAUCGCCGUCACCUCGGACUUCAUCCCUCGUCUCGUUUAUGCCUACAAGUACGGACCGUGUGCCGGUCAGGGUCGAGCAGGGGAGGGGUGUAUGAUGGGUUAUGUAAAUGCCAGUCUGUCUGUCUUCCGAGUUUCUGACUUUGAGAAGAGAUCCCAGCCAAGAACCAAUGGUUCUGAACUGUUUGAAGAAGCUGUGAAGUACUGCAGGUAUCGGGAUUACAGGGAGCCUCCGGACUCAACUGAGCCAUACACCUACACUCUGCAGUUCUGGCACGUCCUGGCAGCCCGGCUGGCGUUCAUUAUUGUUUUUGAGCAUAUGGUCUUCGCCAUAAAGACCCUGAUUGCAUACCUAAUCCCGGACCUGCCCAAGGACCUGCGGGACCGGAUGCGCCGAGAGAAGUACCUGAUCCAGGAGAUGAUGUAUGAGGCCGAGUUGGAGAGAUUGCAGAAGGAGAAAGAUGAGAAGAAGAAGAAAGACAGGGCCCACCAUAAGGAAUGGCCUUGAAUACAACUGUCUGCUACAUUCUUGGAUUGGUUGUAAAAGAAAUGGAGGAGUUCUGCAUGUACUGGAUCGUCAAGUCUUCCUCCUGCCAUGUUAGACCAGCACCUCCUGUUGGACAAUUACAGAACUGCAUCUAACACAGAGCGACCAUGGAGCCUCUGUGUCAGAACCCCUCAGCACACGGGACUUUUGGCAGCCAAUUUUGCAACUUUUUCUCUCUUGUUCAGACUUUUAGCAGUAUUUGGCUUCAGCUCCUGAAUGUAGAUUACAAGCAAGAAUAAAACUUUAUUCCUUUGUAGGCGACUGGAGCUGCUCUGCGGAGCGUGACGAAUGAUAAGCCUUGUUUACAUUUCUCCUUGUUUUAGGAGUUUACAUUUUUUGUUUUUGCUUUAUUGUAAAUAAAAUGUUGAAAUGAAUGAAUGUCAGGCCGUACGCUCUGCUGUAGUGUAGUGCAAUAACAAUAAAAGUCACAUAGAUGAGGUUUCUUCUAUUGAUGCUGCUGUGGUACUUUCUACAGUUUGCUGUAAACAGAGGCUCAGAUUAAUACCUGCAGUAAUAAACAUUUAUUUUGA
Messenger RNA from Xiphophorus maculatus (southern platyfish), 4149 nucleotides. RefSeq names its product anoctamin 4 (gene ano4). The record is from RefSeq and is a predicted model, not a curated record. Gene Ontology annotation, biological process: chloride transmembrane transport. Gene Ontology annotation, cellular component: plasma membrane. Gene Ontology annotation, molecular function: protein dimerization activity; chloride channel activity. The transcript has 29 exons. The coding region runs from base 146 to 3580 and encodes 1144 amino acids. Lineage: Eukaryota; Metazoa; Chordata; Actinopteri; Cyprinodontiformes; Poeciliidae.